This is a messenger RNA of Dacryopinax primogenitus, 1883 nucleotides long. Its product is annotated as ATP synthase F1 beta subunit. The record is from RefSeq and is a predicted model, not a curated record. Gene Ontology annotation, biological process: proton motive force-driven mitochondrial ATP synthesis; proton transmembrane transport. Gene Ontology annotation, molecular function: ATP hydrolysis activity; proton-transporting ATP synthase activity, rotational mechanism; ATP binding. Bases 41 to 1666 code for a protein of 541 amino acids. Lineage: Eukaryota; Fungi; Basidiomycota; Dacrymycetes; Dacrymycetales; Dacrymycetaceae. The transcript is spliced from 9 exons.
CCACCUUUGCUCUCCUCCAACCCAUUUCCCAACUGGUAGCAUGCUGUCGCGCACCAGGCCGUUCUCUCGCCUGCAGCGCUCUGCGUUGCAGGUGAAGAAGGCCAACAACCUCUUUUUUUCCACAGUGGUUGCCGGCUCUAGGCUAUCGGCUCCUGGGAAGGUCGUUCAAACUACCGCUGUGCGCGGUAUUCUCCCUGCUACACAAAACAAUUCGGCCCGCUCUUAUGCCACUGAGGCCAAAGCCCAGAUCGGAGUGGUGAAGGCUGUGAUAGGACCAGUCGUCGAUGUGCAAUUCGAGACCGAAGACUUGCCUUCGAUUCUCAACGCCCUUGAAGUUCAAGACUUCGCCGGUGGUCGCCUGGUCCUAGAGGUUGCAUCGCACCUCGGAGAAAACUCAGUUCGCACCAUUGCCAUGGAUGGUACCGAAGGUUUGGUUCGUGGUCAGAAAGUUGCUGAUACCGGCGCCCCGAUUCGAAUUCCCGUUGGCAAGGGAACCCUCGGCCGCAUCAUGAACGUCAUUGGGGAACCAAUUGAUGAACGUGGUCCCAUCAAGGGUGACAGGUUGAAUCCCAUCCACUCUGAGCCCCCGGCAUUUGUCGAUCAGUCGACCACCGCUGAAGUCCUUGAGACUGGAAUCAAAGUUGUAGACCUCCUUGCUCCUUACGCUCGCGGCGGGAAAAUCGGCUUAUUCGGUGGCGCUGGUGUAGGAAAGACGGUGCUUAUCCAGGAGCUGAUCAACAACGUGGCCAAAGCACAUGGUGGUUUUUCCAUCUUCUGUGGUGUGGGCGAGCGCACUCGCGAAGGAAAUGAUCUCUAUCAUGAAAUGAUAGAAACUGGUGUCAUUCAGCUAGAGGGCGAGUCCAAAGUUGCACUGGUUUUCGGUCAAAUGAAUGAGCCUCCUGGCGCACGUGCCCGUGUUGCCCUUACUGGGCUCACAAUUGCGGAGUACUUCCGUGAUGAGGAAGGGCAAGAUGUCUUGCUCUUCAUUGACAAUAUCUUCCGGUUCACCCAGGCUGGUUCUGAGGUGUCAGCCCUGCUCGGUCGUAUCCCGUCUGCUGUAGGAUAUCAGCCGACUCUCUCCACAGACAUGGGUGGCAUGCAAGAGCGCAUUACUACGACAAAGAAGGGUUCCAUCACAUCUGUGCAGGCCGUCUACGUACCUGCCGACGAUUUGACCGAUCCUGCGCCUGCUACGACGUUCGCCCAUCUUGACGCUACCACCGUGUUGUCCCGUGCAAUCUCUGAGCUGGGUAUCUACCCUGCUGUGGACCCCCUGGACUCGAAAUCUCGUAUGUUGGACCCUCGUAUUGUUGGUCAAGAACACUACGAAAUUGCCACCGCCACCCAAAAGAUCCUACAGGACUACAAGUCCCUCCAGGAUAUUAUUGCCAUCCUGGGGAUGGAUGAGCUGUCCGAGGAAGACAAACUUACGGUGGAACGGGCCCGGAAAAUUCAGCGAUUCAUGUCACAGCCUUUCCAGGUUGCCCAAGUCUUCACCGGCAUCGAAGGCAAGCUUGUGUCUCUCAAAGACACUGUCCGUUCCUUCAAAGAAAUCCUCAGCGGCAUGCAUGACUCCCUACCAGAGUCUGCUUUCUACAUGGCUGGAACUAUCGAAGACGUCAAAGCUAAGGCUGAACAGCUCGCUAAACAGAUGGGCUCCAGCUAAACAACAAACGUCUGUAUCUACAAAUGAGGUCCCUCUAAUAUAUUCUGUGGCCUGAAGACCAAAGCUGGGCAACCCCUUCCUCCGGGCCGUUCAGGAGAUCCAGAGGAGCAUGUCAAUGACGUGCCAGUGUCAAGUCGUUAUGCAAUAUGAGGUGACAUAGGACAGUUACCCUACAGAGAGUCUGGUUCAUUUGGUGUACUGCGCCCGCACUGCAGGC